Messenger RNA from Cornus florida, 885 nucleotides. Its product is annotated as toll/interleukin-1 receptor-like protein. The transcript is spliced from 2 exons. The record is from RefSeq and is a predicted model, not a curated record. Gene Ontology annotation, biological process: signal transduction; defense response. Lineage: Eukaryota; Viridiplantae; Streptophyta; Magnoliopsida; Cornales; Cornaceae. The coding region runs from base 1 to 885 and encodes 294 amino acids.
AUGGUUGCUUCAUCUUCUUCUUCACUGCCUCCUCCUCCUCUUGUGUCUCGGGAAUUUGAUGUGUUCUUGAGUUUUAGAGUUGAAGAUACUCGCAAAACCUUUGUGGGCCAUCUUUACAGGGUUUUGGAUCAGAGAGGAAUCAGGAACUUUAAGGACGAUGAAAAGCUUGAGAGAGGAAAAUCCAUAUCUCCGGAGCUCCGCAAAAUUAUUAAAGCAUCAAGCAUUGCGCUGAUCGUUUUCUCCGAGAAUUACGCUAAUUCAUCAUGGUGCUUGGACGAAUUAGUGGAGAUCCUUGAGUGCAGGAGGAACAAGGGACAGACAGUUUUGCCCAUCUUCUACCAUGUCAAAGCAUCCCAAGUUCGGCACCAGAAGAGGAGUUUUGAGGAAGCAUUUAUAGACCAUGAAAAUAUUCAUGAGAAGGAGUUAGAAAGGGUGCAUAGAUGGAGGGCUGCUUUGAAGGAAGCUGCAAGUAUAAGCGGCUUGGAUUUACAAGAUACAGCAAAUGGGGAUGAGGACAAGUUUAUCCAACUAAUUGUCCAAGAGAUUUCAAGACAAUUGCCGCCUACACCAUUAAGUGUUGCUAAGUAUGGAGUGGGUAUUGAUUCUCGAGCAAAUAAAGUAAUCAUGUUGUUAAAUGAAAGGUCAGAGGACAACCUCUUUGUCGGGAUUUGUGAAACUGGAGGAAUAAGUAAGACAACCGUUGCCAAAGUGGUUUUCAACCAAAUGUCAAAAGAAUUUGAAAUAAGUUGUUUUCUUGGAAAUGUGAGGGAAGAAUCAACCAAGCAAGACGGAUCAAUCAGGCAAGACGGUCUAGCUAAACUACAACAAAAGCUUCUUAGAAAGACCCUAAUGGAUAAUUAUUUAGAGAUAUCAAAUUCUGACUAA